UAAGAAAUCCCUCAGGCCUUAUCGCUAGUGUUAAUAGAACAAGUUACACCUUGCGGUACAAUGUGGAGCGUAGCUUCCUUUUAUGGCCACCAUGUUAUAAUAACUUUGAUUGUCGAGCGGACAACGGUUGAGACCUAGCGCUCAUCUUAUUUCUUCCUCCUGGUCCUAAACCCCAUCGACAGUAACUUUUCGACAAAGUCCCUGUCUUCCGACUAGGAUCCUCCAGUCAUUCAUUUUAGUCUCUAAAUCCCUCUCUUUCAAUUUCAACACUCGUUUUGUGCGACUAACAAUCGAAUUUGUUUAGCCACGUAGAUUAUCGCCUCUUCGCGUCCGCAAAAUAUUAUAGCACAACAUGGCAUAUCGCCAGCAAGAUCCCUACUACGAUUCUGCACACAGUACACCAAUUAACCCAGGUUUUCCCCCUCCGGCGUCUACUAUUCUCAACCAACAAUACCCUGCUUAUGAUAACCAAUGGGACGAGAGACCAGGGUCUGCCAAAUCCGUCCAGAGUAGCCAAUUCCAUGGUUCUCAGGUGCACCUCAAUCCCCAGUACGAGAUGAGCCAGGUUCACAUCCACACUCCCCCCGUCCCCUCAAUGCCGUACCAUGCAUACCAGCCAGACUACCCUCCCGUCCCCGGACGCCCUGGCCCACUCAGAGAAAUGAAUACAGGAUACUCUGUAGCCAGGGAGAAACUCAUGAAACGUCGCUCUGUCCGCCAUGUCGAGCUUCAGAACGGUAAUUUGGUUCUCGAUGUUGCAGUCCCUACCCAUAUCGUGCCAAAGGGUAUGAGCAGCGCUGAGGAAAUGACCAAAAUGCGAUACACCGCCGCUACAUGCGAUCCCGACGAAUUCAUGCGCAGGAAAUAUUCCCUCAGGCCGUAUCUCUACAGUCGCCAUACUGAGCUUUUCAUCGUUAUGACCAUGUAUAAUGAAGACGAAGUUCUUUUUGUAAAGACUAUGAAUGCCGUUAUCAAGAAUAUUGCCCACCUCUGUGGUCGGACGAGAUCGAGAACAUGGGGCCCUGAGGGGUGGAAGAAGGUCGUUGUAUGUGUCGUCUCAGAUGGGCGCAGCAAAGUCAACAAGCGGACGCUUCAAGUUCUCACUCUUAUGGGUUGUUACCAAGAGGGUAUCGCAAAGGACUCAGUGGCAGGAAAGGAUGUGACCGCUCACAUCUUCGAAUAUACUUCAAAUGUAGUCGUUACGGAGACUGGGGAGGUGUCUACUGGGAACUGCCCAGUUCAGAUCAUCUUCUGCUUGAAAGAGCAGAACAAGAAGAAGCUCAACAGCCACCGCUGGUUCUUUAAUGCUUUCGGUCCAUUGAUCAAUCCAAAUGUCUGUGUUCUCCUGGACGUUGGUACCAAGCCCACCAGCACGUCAAUCUACGAGUUGUGGAAAUGCUUCGAUAAACAUUCUAAUGUUGGAGGAGCCUGUGGAGAGAUUUGUGUUGACACCGGCAGAGCUUGUUCACUGCUCCUGACGAGUCCUCUAGCUGCUUCUCAGAACUUCGAGUAUAAAAUGUCUAAUAUCCUCGACAAACCUCUCGAGAGUGUAUUCGGUUAUAUUAGCGUGCUUCCUGGUGCAUUCAGCGCCUACAGAUACAGGGCCCUCCUGAACGGUCCUGAUGGCAAAGGUCCCCUUGCCUCGUAUUUCAAGGGAGAGGCUAUGCAUGGAGGGGGUAGUGACGGUGCUGGGCUCUUUGAGCGAAACAUGUACUUGGCCGAGGAUCGUAUUCUGUGCUUCGAAAUUGUCACCAAGAAACGGGAAGCCUGGAUUCUCAGAUACGUCAAGAGUGCCAAGGCUGCUACUGAUGUCCCCACAACUGUUCCCGAAUUCAUCUCUCAGCGUCGUCGAUGGUUGAACGGGUCCCUCUUCGCUUCUUUCCAUUCGACGAUCUUCUUCUAUAGGAUCUGGACAUCUGGGCAAAAUCCCAUUCGUAUGCUUGUACUCCAGAUCGAGUUCAUUUACAAUGCAGUCCAGCUCAUAUUCACGUGGACGUCACUGGCGAACUUUUUCCUGGCUUUCUUCUUUUUGGUUUCAUCGGCAACUACGACUACAGAUGGUGCCUUCAACUUCCUGAGCCAAGGGGCGGGACAAGAUGUUUUCCAGAUUUUCCUGAAGCUCUACAUCGCCAUCCUGUUUGUCGUCAUCGUCUGUUCGCUAGGAAACCGACCACAGGGCUCCAAAUGGAUCUAUUCGCUCUGCAUGGUACUUUUCGGUAUUUGUAAUGUUAUCACACUUUGGUGCGCCGGAUGGACGGUGUACCUUGCUGUACCCCAUUCCGUCGCUGGAUGGAAGGACUUCCCUCAUCUCGUCGCUACGAACCAAGCCUUCCGGGAGAUCGUCAUCUCGCUCGCUGCUACGUAUGGCUUGUACUUCUUCUCGUCGUUCAUGCACUUGGAGCCAUGGCACAUGUUCACUUCGUUCAUCCAAUACAUGUUCCUGCUCCCGAGUUAUGUUAAUAUUCUGAUGAUGUAUGCCAUGUGUAACUUGCACGAUGUCACUUGGGGAACCAAGGGAGACAAUGGCUCUACGAAGGAUCUCGGCGGGGCCAAGAAGGUCAAAGGCCAGAAUGGCAAGGACAUGAUGGAAGUCGAGAUCCCCACCGCCCGUGAAGACGUUGACCGCAUGUGGGCAGCUUCCCGCUCAGCACUCAAGGUCAAAGCUCCAGAAGAAAAAUCUCACCGUGAUGCUGCUACAAAGCAAGCCGACCAUGACCGGAACAGCCGUACUAAUGUUGUACUUGCGUGGGUGGGGACGAACAUGCUGAUGGUUGUGGCAUUCACUUCGCAAGCGUUCUUGAAUUGGGUGAACACCCAUAUUGCGACAUCCCAGGGCUCGAAUUUCAAUCCUUAUUUGAGUUUCCUGUUUAUCGCGCUUGCUGCCCUAUCAGGAGUCCGAUUCAUAGGAUCCCUACUCUAUCUCAUCUUCCGAUUAUUCGGACACUGAGAUAUUUCUUGAAUACCCAUAGAAUGUACUUUUCUCAAGAGUCGAUCUCUUCUUCGGCGCCAUUCCUUUUGGCAGUAACCUUUUAGUCAUGGUCCUUUGUUGAUGGCUGUAAUUUUGUGUGUGUAAUUUUAUUACUUGAUCAGUCAAAGUUUCUUCAUGAUUUUGUCCCGGACCUUGGGCCGUGCUGUGCUGUAGUUUCAUGGUCACGAGGAGAUGUGGCGCAGGGCGAUAUCAAGAUAUACACUUAUGCAUAUGUCGGGUGUUGAAUAUACUCUACCUACAAAGAGACAACAGCCAUGAUUUAUCUUUAGUAAGCGCCCAUGCACAGCUAUUGCGUCUGCUCGA
Suillus subaureus is the source of this 3292-nucleotide messenger RNA. RefSeq names its product glycosyltransferase family 2 protein. The record is from RefSeq and is a predicted model, not a curated record. Bases 353 to 2947 code for a protein of 864 amino acids. Gene Ontology annotation, cellular component: cell periphery; cell septum. The transcript is spliced from 23 exons. Gene Ontology annotation, molecular function: chitin synthase activity. Lineage: Eukaryota; Fungi; Basidiomycota; Agaricomycetes; Boletales; Suillaceae.